Molecule: messenger RNA, 3508 nt
Organism: Clarias gariepinus (North African catfish)
Lineage: Eukaryota; Metazoa; Chordata; Actinopteri; Siluriformes; Clariidae
Gene: fgfrl1a
Product: fibroblast growth factor receptor like 1a
Exons: 7
Coding region: 526-1971 (481 amino acids)
Cellular component (GO): plasma membrane
Molecular function (GO): fibroblast growth factor binding; fibroblast growth factor receptor activity
Source: RefSeq, a predicted model, not a curated record
GUGACGGGAGAGCUCGUGCUGCUGCAGGGCUAAAUAAGCAGUUAACGGUAAGUUCAGUUAGAGCGGUCUCGUGCUAACUCUUACCGUUUGUACGGGAGAGUGGUUAUCGCAGUUAUUAGGGUUUUUUUUUAGUUUUCAGGAGAAGACAGAACGAAAGUAGAGGAAAGUUUGGAUCGACGUUUUGCCAGGAGUGAACUGCAUGCUUGUAGCCUCCGGUUACCGUGCGCGCGGGACUGACAGCCAAAAAUAUCAGCGCGUGGUUUAUUUACAUUAAAAAGGGCUACAAAGUGGUUGUUCUGUUGGUGCUCACGCGCGACAAGAAGGCGCUUUAACUUUGGAUUAUUUUGUUGCUUGGAUUUUUUUUAUUUUUUGGGGGGAUACUUGUCCUGGCAGUAAAUCCUGAACACACCAAACUUCAUUUGCCUGGAAAGAUGUGAGCCUGAGAUUUUAUCAGCAUUAAGGAAGAAAUUCGUGAAUUUUCUCUACACUUGAUUCAAGAAACCUAAGGUCUUUCCUACAGACAUCAUGGAGCUUCUGUGGAUUGUUCUUGCUCUUUUUGAUGUUAUUUACAUGACAAAUUGUGCUCGGGGUCCGCCUCGUGUUUCAGAGAAGGUGGUGCAUAGACAAACGGUGCGGAUCGGACGCACCAUGAAGCUCCAGUGUCCAGUUGAGGGUGACCCGCCGCCCCUCAUCAUGUGGAGCAAAGAUGGUCGCAACAUCCACAGCGGAUGGAUGCGCUUCAGGGUCACACAUCAAGCACUGCGCAUAAAAGAAGUAGAGGCUGAGGAUGCUGGUACUUUCAACUGUAAAGCCACCAACGGUUUCGGCAGCGUCAACAUCAACUACACACUAAUUGUGAUCGAUGACUCGAGCACGGGGAAGGACGGUGCCAGACCAGCUGGAGAUGCAGAGUUCUCCCCUGACCCGUCAGGAAAACUGGUGCGUCCCCGGUUCACCCAGCCGGCUAAAAUGAGAAAGCGGGUGAUAGCUCGGCCAGUGGGCAGCUCAGUGCGCCUAAAGUGCACUGCUAGUGGGAACCCUAGACCUGAUAUUGUGUGGCUAAAAGACAGCAGACCACUCACACCCGAGGAGGUUGGUGAGAGCCGCAAGAAGAAAUGGACGCUCAGCCUGAAAAACCUUACACCGGAGCACAGCGGCAAAUACACUUGCCACGUAUCCAAUCGCGCCGGAGAAAUCAACGCCACCUACAAAGUGGAAGUUAUCCAGCGCACCAACUCUAAGCCCAUCCUGACCGGCACACAUCCUGUAAACACAACAGUAGACUACGGUGGCACCACAUCCUUCCAGUGCAAAGUACGCAGCGAUGUCAAACCCGUUAUCCAGUGGUUGAAGAGAGUGGAGCCUGGCGAUGAGAACAAGUACAAUUCAACCAUUGAGGUUGGAGAGCACCGCUUCGUAGUGCUGCCCACCGGGGAGGUGUGGUCACGGCCCGACGGCUCCUACCUCAACAAGCUGCUCAUUACCCGUGCCAAGGAAGAAGACGCAGGCAUGUACAUCUGCCUGGGUGCCAACACUAUGGGCUACAGCUUCCGCAGUGCUUUCCUCACCGUUCUGCCUGACACCAAGCGCCUCUUUCCUCAUGCCCCUGUCGUCCCAUCUCCUGGGCUUCCUUGGCCCGUCAUCAUUGGCAUUCCUGCUGGCGUAGUCUUCAUCCUAGGCACGAUCCUCCUGUGGUUCUGCCAAUCGAAAAAGCACUGUUCCUCAGGAGCCAUCGUCUCCGCCCAGGCCAACGGCCAUCGGCAGCCUCCUCGAGAGCGCCCGAUGCCCGGAGCUGAUAAGGACUGCAUGGGCUCUUUAAGCUACGAGGAGUACAUGAGUCAACAGCAACAACAACAGCUUCUUCUUGGCCCCAAGAUCUACCCAAAGAUCUUAACAGACAUCCACACGCACACACAUUCACACGUGGACGGAAAGGUGCACCAACACCAGCACAUCCACUACCAAUGUUAGCCUCCUGAUUUCCCACAGGGUUCCUGUUUAAGGUCUGAGCUUCCUGUUCUUUCCUCAAUACUGACCUCAACAGUUGCAGUUGCUCUUUGCUUUGUUUGGAUUUGUGGAAAUUCAACCAACUUUAAGCAAAAGCAAACACUCGGGCCAAGCUGCACCACUACUCCAAAGACGUAAGCCAGGUUGCUUCAUAUAAAACUGCUUUCUUUUACGGGAUUUAGGAGUUUACUUCCCCAAGUUAACCAUGAGAUAUGGCUAAGGAAUAAACGAGACAAUGACACAAAAUGAGCCUCAAUUGAAAAUAGACAAGAUGCAAUUGUUUCAUACAAAACUAAACACACUUUCAGGUCAGUUCUGGAACAUGUACAUGGUAAAUGGGAAAAAAGUGAAUGUACUGUCUCUUUUACAACUCAUUAUGAACAAUGAGCUUGGUCUUUCCAGCCUUGUGAUCCACCUCCUCUUUGAUCACUCAGCUUUAAUACUUUUUCACAGACCGACUGGAUAUGGCCAAAAGGAAUGUUUCGCAUUAGCACCAAAUUACAUUAAAAAUAUUUUUGUUGCUGCAACCUCAACCGGAUUAUCAUUUCAUGUCAGUUUUUUUGUUGUUGUUUUUUAAUCCGCAUAUGCCAAAUUUGGAUUUUUAGACACUAAUAAGCCCUUUACUUCUAACCUGACUGCAUGAGAGUCUGUAUGUACAUGUUUUUGCUGAUUUUGUGAGGUUUCACAUAUCAGAUGGGCUUUCAUUUUUGGUACAGUACAUGAAUGUUUCAAUAUAUCAGUCUUUUGCAAAUGUAGUUAUUUUUAAGUGUAUCUUCACUUAAUGGAUAAAAAACAACACAAGUGCCUGUUUUUGUUGUUGUUGUUGUUUUAUCAGAACUUAGCAAUAUCUGUUAUAAAGUUCAGGUACGGGAUAUCGAUACAAAUUCCUUCGUCUCAGGUGGCCCUUUUGAUUGAACUAGUUUGCCUUUUGGACAUAUUUUUAUUAGCUUGACCACUAUAUGAAAACUGUGUAAAAUGCCUUUGACUGCUCAAGUAAUGGCAGCCCAAUGUCUAUUUUUAUUUGUUUGGGGUUUUCUGUGCUAGGGCUUUAAAAAUCAGACUUAAUCCCAAUCCAUCGUCUCUGUUUUAUCUGUAAUUACCCAACUGUAGGAGUGCAGACCACACUGCCAAAUUUUGAAUCUAUAUUAUAUUAACGCACUUAUUCCACAGUUUCAAUUGUAGUGGUAAGAACAUUUAGGGUGGCAUUAUGUUAGGAAUUACUCAAAAUCACUCUAAAAGUUAACAGAUUGAUUUAAUUUAUUUGCUAGCAUUAUUUCUGUGAUGAAAUUGGGCAUUACAUAAAUGUUUUGAACCAAAUGAAACGAUAGAUAAUGAUUUUAUUUUUAUUUUUAUUUUUUUUAUAGCUGCAAUGUAAGCUAUGUAGCAUAUUAUUAAGUGUAAAAUAUUUAUAUGUGCAGUUUAAAAAAGUUAGUAAUUAGUUAUCUAUGUAUGGACAAUCUUGUACAGUCAGGCCUCUUUUUAUGUGGUAAAAAACUUUAUG